AUGUACAGGAAUAGCUUAGUGCAAGAAUAUCAUAACUUUGACUCUUAAUUUAUUUUAUUAGCUAAUUAAUCCAGUUCUUAAUUUCCUAAAUUGCUUAUUUACUUAUUAACCAAAUAAAAUAUAAUGAAUUUGUUUACUUAUUAAUCAUAAUACAAUUAAAAUACUAAUGAAAAUCAUCUUUUUUUACCAUCUUUUCUCCUCCGUAUUUAUUUAAUUCUUUAUUUAUUUUUAUAUUUAAGUGAAAAUGAUAUUGGUGAUUUUGGUGCAAAAGAUUUAGGCACAGCAAUAGCCUAGUACAAAAAUAUUACAACUUUGACACUUGAAUUAUAUUGGAAUAAGAUUGGUUAAAAAGGUGCAUAUUAUUUAGGCACAGGAAUUGCCUAGUGCAAGAAUAUCACAACUCUGACGCUUAAUUUAGAUUGGAAUCACAUUGGUGCAAUAGGUACAUAAGAAUUAGUCACAAGUAUAGCCUAGUGCAUGAAUAUCACAAUUUUGAGGCUUAAUUUAAGUUGGAAUUAUAUUGGUGAUUAUGGUGUAAAAUAUUUAGCCACAGUAAUAGCCUAGUUCAUGAAAGUCAUAACUUUGACGCUUAAUUUAGAAAAUAAUAAAAUUGGUGCAAUAGGUGUAAAACAUUUCGUCACAGAAAUAGCCUAGUGCAAUACUAUCACAACUAUGGAGCUGGCUUUAGGUGAAAAUGAUAUUGGUGAUGAGGGUGCAAAACAUUUAGGCACAUUAAUAACCUAGUAAAAUAAUAUCUCAACUUUGACACUUGAUUUAUAUUCGAAUUAUAUUGGCGAUGAGGGAGCAAUAGAUUUAGGCACAGGAAUAGCCUAGUGCAAGAAUAUCACAGUUUUGAAGCUUAAUUUAGAUUGGAAUAUUAUUGGUGCAAUAGGUGCAAAAGAUUUAAUCACAGGAAUAGCCUAGUGCAAUAAUAUCACAACUUUGAAGUUUGUUUUAGGUUAUAAUAGUAUUCGCGAGAAGCGGGCAAAAAAUUAAGAUUAGGUAAAGAUUUGGCCAUUUAAUUGA
Tetrahymena thermophila SB210 is the source of this 1026-nucleotide messenger RNA. Its product is annotated as kinase domain protein. Gene Ontology annotation, biological process: nucleocytoplasmic transport; activation of GTPase activity. Gene Ontology annotation, molecular function: small GTPase binding; GTPase activator activity. The transcript is spliced from 11 exons. NCBI's taxonomy places the organism in Eukaryota, Ciliophora, Oligohymenophorea, Hymenostomatida, Tetrahymenidae. The record is from RefSeq and is a predicted model, not a curated record. Gene Ontology annotation, cellular component: cytosol; perinuclear region of cytoplasm; nucleus.